AAUUGGCGUUCCAGACUUGAGACAAGCCGGGAGCCAUGGCCCCUAGCAGGGGAACUCUCGCGACGAUUCUGGGUAUGGUGGCGGGCUCCUUCUGUGCUUUGGUUACGGACCCCGUGAUGCUGAGUGCCAAGCCCGUGAACGAGGUUCCAGUGCUCCUCCUGCCGCCGCUUCGUGCGCCCGCGGGCGCACUCGAUGCGCGCAUGCCGUUGCUGAGCAAUCGGCCCAUUGAUGCGCCGGGCUGGGAAGUGCACGGCUGGGAGGACUGCCCAUUGACCUCUGCUGGCAGUGGCUGUCACAUUUGCGUGGGAAGCCCCUUGCAAAUGGAUGAUGUGGAGGCGAGAAUGAUUCAAAUUGGCUACCAGAAGUCCUCAGACUUGGCCGUCCCUCGUUGCACUCCGGCUGCGCCGGCGCCACCGGCGCAGUCUGCGGCACCAGCGGCACAGCCGGCGGCACCGAUGCCCUCACCGCAGCCGGCGCCAUCGCAGCCGGUGCCAAAGGCAGAGAUGCCGGCUGUGGUCGAAAGUUUGCCAAUGACCACCAAACCCCCACGCUACGUCUUGAAUGCUGGCAAAGAUGGGCUGCCCAUCUCAGACGGGAAGCGGCCCAGCUGGUUAUUGAAGGAGGAUGAGCUGAUUCUCGAUGCAAGGAAGGUGGCAUACGGAGGCAUACUCAUCGUGCAGCCGGUGCUGAUGGAUGCCGGUGGCAGCUGGGGUCAAAACAAAGCCUCCAGACCCCGGUGGCUCCGGGCCAUCCUCGCCACCAACCGACACCAUGCCAGUGCCUUGUUCCACCCAUUUGGAUGCAGUUGGCCGAAGGGUUUGGAGGAGAUGAUGGAUCAAGCAUGGUCACACAAUCAUGCUAUAGGCAAAAUCAAAGGAGUGUUGCACAUCUUGCAACAGAUGCGCCGUCAACAGCAGCAUUAUGUGUUCCAACAAGUGCCGCUUGCUCAGGGUUGCAUGGACAUUGCAUCAUUCUACGCUGGCAGCCAACGCAGCCCCAGCUGACAAAGUGGCAGCGGAGGCAGUGCGGCAAGACUGAUGAGAAGAACUGCACCCGACAGAACGAGCGUGAAAACUUCAACUGGGAGAAGCACUUGA
Messenger RNA from Durusdinium trenchii, 1097 nucleotides. The record is from the annotation of a GenBank genome assembly. NCBI's taxonomy places the organism in Eukaryota, Dinophyceae, Suessiales, Symbiodiniaceae.